AUGACCAAGAUCCAAACACAAGACCCUGAAGAUUUCGAGAUUCCGCGUGCAAGAGUCUCUCGCUCCCUACGAGCGCAAGUCGAGCUGCUGGACAUAUAUCAUUAUCUCGAAAAACGGAAGGAGAACAUCCAAUUUUUCAAGCUUUCCCCCCGCUCCUUUGGGCCUUCGAUAGGAGUCAACCUUCGAAGAACAACCUUUGAACGGAUGCUGAGCCGAGAAGAUGAGCUACGUGCUGCAGCUGAGACACUUCCCGAUGACGCUCAUUACAUCGUCAAGCGGAAGGGUCUAGUGAUCGAGCAGGUCCUGCUCUACUGGCUGCACGACCAACGCAAGAAGAAUGUUCCUGUGACGGGCAAGACGAUGAAGGAGGCAGCUCAUUUCGCAUGUAUGGUUCAUUGCGAUCUCAAGGACGAUUCGGGCAGCACAGUAUCCGAGGCGCCGUUAUCUUUUUCGGCCUAUUGGUUCGACUCACUCAGGAAACAGCAUCGUAUCUCGUAUUGUCAGCUUCAUGGAGAGGUGGGAUCGGUCGAUUUGGAGGCAAUCGAGCCCGAGCUCGUUUAA
Messenger RNA from Linnemannia hyalina, 561 nucleotides. Lineage: Eukaryota; Fungi; Mortierellomycota; Mortierellomycetes; Mortierellales; Mortierellaceae. The record is from the annotation of a GenBank genome assembly.